GUAAAUAUUAUGCAAAUCGAAAAUUGUACUGCUGUUUUUAAACUUCUCCCUUACAAUAAACGAUUUUCUUAUGAAAAUUUUAUUCAACUUGCCCGCCACGGGAUAAAUACAGAAUAUAAUCCUCGACGAUUCCAUUCAAUAAUUAUGCGAGUUCGGCAUCAGGAAUAUAAAACUACGGCGGCACUUAUUUUUCAAUCUGGCAAAGUUGUUCUCACUGGUGUUCCAACCCCUUCUCUGGCAAACAGAAUGGCUUGGCGUGUAACUAAAAGAAUCCAAGCUUCAUAUAAGGCAACAGGCAAUGACUAUUCUUAUUUAAAAAUUGGUGUGAGGAAUCUUAUCGUCACAAAUAUUGUUGGUGCCUAUCGACAUCCAAAAAAGCUGGCAAUUGAACGACUUUAUUUGUAUCUUCGGCAACGACAAAAUAUAACUUGUUAUUAUGAACCAACAAUAUUCCCAGCACUUCGUUUUAAAAUAAAAAUAGAAGCGAGGGAUGGAGAAGUUUCCUGUCUUUGUUAUAUUUCAGGACGUGUAAUACUGACUGGAUUAAAAUCUCAAAAAGAAAUGGAACCUAUUUUUGAAAAUGAUAUAUUACCAUUACUUGAAAAAUUUCCACGAUUAUAA
Meloidogyne enterolobii is the source of this 621-nucleotide messenger RNA. NCBI's taxonomy places the organism in Eukaryota, Metazoa, Nematoda, Chromadorea, Rhabditida, Meloidogynidae. The record is from the annotation of a GenBank genome assembly.